Messenger RNA from Pichia kudriavzevii, 2451 nucleotides. RefSeq lists its product as uncharacterized. The record is from RefSeq and is a predicted model, not a curated record. NCBI's taxonomy places the organism in Eukaryota, Fungi, Ascomycota, Pichiomycetes, Pichiales, Pichiaceae. The coding region runs from base 1 to 2451 and encodes 816 amino acids. Gene Ontology annotation, biological process: protein folding in endoplasmic reticulum. Gene Ontology annotation, cellular component: cytoplasm; membrane. The transcript has a single exon.
AUGGAAGCAGAAAAGGCGAUGAUGUUUCAACUACAAACAGACGUGAUUCUCCGACGGUUAGAUUUCUUUGUUCUUGUUUUAUUGGCGUUUCUGGGGUGUACACAAGCCGAAACAAAGAACGAAAGUUGUACCUCAAAUUCUACCCUCACAACUGGCAUAGUCGCUAAACUCAAUGAGCCAACGUUAAACAUUACGGAAAGUGCUUUAGGAGGGAGCUUUUUUGAUGGGAUGCAAGAGACUACGGAAGGAAAUAGAGAACUAAAUGCAGUCGGCCUAAACUUUCGCAGUUUUGAAGAAUGGAAAAAAGAUAAGCUAGAUCAUGAUCAAAAGGAAUCAAGUAGACUCAACUAUGAUCAACUUACAAACAUUUCAUCAAAGAAUAACGGCACUACAGAUAUAAAUUCUGAUCUAACAAUUGAGGGCAUCCAGAGUCAGCGGUAUAAAAAGAGGGAGAGUAGUUUACAUCAUGAUGGAUUGUCUACAACCAAUGAUGAAAUAGGUGAAGACAUGAUGAUUCAAUUGGAAAUGUUUACAGGAAAGAACGAAGAACAAGGCAAAUUGUAUAAGGGCAGAUAUAACUACGCGUCCAUUGAUUGUGCUGCAACGAUUGUCAAAACUAAUAACGAAGCAAAAGGAGCCAACUCAAUAUUAGUUGACAAUAAAGAUUCUUAUCUACUAAACGAAUGCAGAUCAAAGAACAAGCAUGUUGUAAUUGAACUAUGUGAAGAUAUAUUGGUAGAUGAAGUAUCAAUUGGUAACUUUGAAUUCUACUCUAGUGUUUUUAAAGAUAUAAAAAUUUCGGUUAGUGAUCGAUUUCCGGCACCUCAAUGGAUGAUACUUGGUGAAUUUCAAGCUGAAAAUAUUAAGAAGUUACAAACAUUUAAGAUUGAAAAUCCGAUUAUAUGGGCAAAAUUUCUGAAAGUCGAGUUUUUAACCCAUUACGGGGAUCAGUUUUAUUGUCCCGUUUCUACAGUUCAAGUACACGGUAAAACCAUGAUAGAACAGUUUAAGGAGGAAAAUCCGGAUGAAGAAAUUGCGACUUUAGAAUCAUCUAUGAUAGAGGAAGAACUUCAUAGCUUGUCAACAGCUGACCCACUGCUUGAGAAAAACACUAGCACUUUUUUGGAGAUGAAGGAUCAAAGUGAAAUUUCCUCAAUGUUCAACUUUCUACCUUUCCCUGAUACGAUGAAUUCAUUAUGCUUUGACGCCAAUCUGACUACUACCGAUGUGGAUUGUUCCACUUUGAAAUAUUUGAAAUUAGAUCAGUUUUUGAUUGAGCACGAGAAUAAGCGAUCUGAUGAACAAUGUCUCGCUGAACCCGAAGUAGGUACUUUGAAUAGAACCAAUGAUCAGGAGAAUAUUACCUACCAAGCGUCCCAGCAAUACUCAAUAACACCUAAAUCCCAGCCUCAAGACUCAAUUUACAAGAAUAUUGUUAAAAGAUUAAGCUUGCUUGAGUCUAAUGCGACUCUUUCAUUGUUAUACAUUGAAGAGCAAUCCAAAUUGUUGUCUUCUGCAUUUAUGGAUUUGGAAAAGCAGCAAUCCCACAAAUUUCAACAAAUCUUAUCACAAUUCAACACUACAAUUAGAUCACAAAUGGAAAUAUAUGAAAAGCUAAGUAUAGAUGUGUACAAGAGUUUUUCAGGAUUAUUCGAGUAUCAGCAACAGAAGUUUGAGUCCACAAAUCUUGAAAUAAUUGAGAAAAUACAGGAAAUAGAAAAAUCAGUGACACUCUAUAAACACUUGACAAUAACAUGUGUUGUCUUGAUUAUUGUUUUGAUUUUCUACAUUCUACUAUCAAAGGAUUUAUACCUUGACGAAGCCUAUAUUGCAGACGCAUCAUUUGUUCCGUCCCCCAAUUUAUCACCGACUACAUCACCCACAGUUUCACGCAGUACUUCGGUGUAUAAUAUGAAAAGAAAAAUCCCACAUUUUUCUGAAAAAGGUAGUGCCAAUGAGCAGUUAGGCACACAUAACCAAGAUUCAAACACAAAUAUUGUGCCAAAGCUAGCACUGAAGUUACGUGAAGGCAACUCACAAGAAUAUACAUCAGCUUUAAACCCAAUACCAACACCAUCUUCAUCAUUAGUAGCUGUUCCAACAUCUACGUCGGUAACACCUACGUCGUCUUCUACAUCUAUAGUGUUAAGGUACAGAAGCUCGUUAUUAGAUACUUUCUCUAAAUCAUGGUCACCUUCGAAGAAGAAGCAUAUUCAAUCACAAAGCAGAUAUUCAAACCGUACGCUGAUAUCCACCAACGAUAUACAAACACCGGAAACAUCUAGAUCGACAUCACCAAUCCCAGUAAUGGAGAGGAUUGGUGCAAAAAAUACAACGGUGAAUAACAAAGUCGCUGACCAAGACAGAGGUAUUCACAGUGCCUUUGAGGAUGAGGAUGUAAACCGUACGUCGGAACCUGGGGAUUUUGAGUUAGUUGUCGAUGAUCAAUAG